AACAAUAAGCUAAGGAAAGCGCAAGCACUCACAAAAAAGACGAGAGAAAAUAGAGUGAAAACAAUAUUUGGAGGAGGUCAGGACAGCACUGAGUGCAAGAUGUCAGUCAAGGUGCUACAUGUUGUCAUAUUCAUUCUAAUGAGUGGUCUGACCUCCAGUCUUCCUCUGGAGGCUGAAACCAGACAUCACAGGGCAGCAGACUCUUGCAAAGAGUGUCCUGCAGGACAAUUCAUGGUAUCAUGUAAGAGUUGCUUACCAUGUCCUGUCAAUACCUUCAUCAACAAGACCAACAAAGAGCACAGCUGCCUUGACUGCUUCAUGGACUGCAGAGCAGAGUUACAUUUACAGGUGGUGAGUCCAUGCACCAAGACGGCUGAUGUGGUUUGUAAAUGUAUAGAAGGGUACGAUUGCGAGAGGAAGGAUGAGUACACAGGACAGUGCAAAAGGUGUAAACUGCAGCCACCUGUGCACACCACCUCUCAGCCACCUGCGCAGACCUCCACUCACACCACCGCACAGACCACUUCUUAUGCCCCAGAGCAGUUUACUUCGCCCCCUUCCACAUGGACCCCUGGGGCAUUAUUUUCCACUGCUGUUCCACUAAAUAAUAUGCAACAGGAAAAGAUGUUUCAGUAUUUCAUUCUGGUUUUAGUUCUGAGUAUUGUAUUCAGCAUCAUCGUUUGUUUUUUCUACAAAAGAAGAAAAAUAGACUGCUUAAAAAAACGUUUAAAGAAGUGCUCAGUACGAAGUCAAAAGAUGGACAGUCGAGACAUAUGUUCUGAUUUAAACCAGCCGAAUAACCAACCGCUCCAUUGCCAGGAGACACACAAACAAACACAUGGCACUACAAAAACAGAUUGUCCCACUCUUCAGUCAGAAAGCAAAGAGCAGAAUCUACCAGCUUCUGGAAAUCUUGGUCCUCUCCACAUAUAUGGUGCAGGUACAGUGUUUGUCAGUUUGCUGAACCAAUUUGGGCUGAAUAGAGGAGACAAGGAUGAAGAGGAUCUCCGGCAGCAGCCUUUAAACAACAGUGAAAUAAAUAGUCCUCCUUCUCCUACAAUCCCUCUGUCUAAGGAGGAAGGGAACAGGGACAUCAGUUACAUCUCUUUCCCCUUUCAAGAGCAAGGGAAGGAGUGUCACAUGUCAAAGGAAGAAGGAUUGUGAUGGAUAUAAUCCUUAGCUUGGUUUGUUUGGUGUGUGAUUUUUUUAUGGUGCCUCACAAAUCUGGCCCUGGGUUUUGGUCUGUCUGAACCCUGAACCUUCUUCGUGGUUGAGAUGUGAACUUUUUAUGACAAAAAGACUGUAACAUCGAACAUUAAACUGGAUAUCUUUGCCCGGGAUCCCGUGAAAAGGCGGCUGUGUGUGUAUGUGUGGUGGGACACUGUUCAUCAAUGAAGAUGAAUGGAAAGCUCCAUUAAUUUCAGGGCUGGUAUUAAAAUAUCUGGAUGCAAUUCAUAUAUAUACUUAAUGUCAGACAGUUUGCAAGUGUUUCAGCAUAAGUUCAGCUUAUUAGAAAUAUAUAGAAUUAUUGACUGCAUUUAAAAUUAGCAUGUAUUUGCACAUGAUCUUUAAACUAACUUCUUGGAAAUCUUUAGCACCUCUGUCAUUUUUGUCACCUCUGUAAAUCUGUAUAUUUUAAAGAAAGAUAAUCGUGCAAUAAAGUUACAUUUUAUGCCCUUCAUAUUUUUUAA
Messenger RNA from Tachysurus vachellii, 1691 nucleotides. RefSeq names its product tumor necrosis factor receptor superfamily member 3. The transcript is spliced from 9 exons. NCBI's taxonomy places the organism in Eukaryota, Metazoa, Chordata, Actinopteri, Siluriformes, Bagridae. The record is from RefSeq and is a predicted model, not a curated record. Gene Ontology annotation, molecular function: protein binding. Bases 100 to 1164 code for a protein of 354 amino acids.